Molecule: messenger RNA, 1248 nt
Organism: Priceomyces carsonii
Lineage: Eukaryota; Fungi; Ascomycota; Pichiomycetes; Serinales; Debaryomycetaceae
Product: TauD/TfdA dioxygenase family protein
Exons: 1
Coding region: 1-1248 (415 amino acids)
Cellular component (GO): cytoplasm
Molecular function (GO): 2-oxoglutarate-dependent dioxygenase activity
Source: RefSeq, a predicted model, not a curated record
AUGGCACCAACCGCACAAGAACGUUCAUCGGACGAGUACGAAGAAUUAUUGCUUAACCUUGCUGCUCAUAAACCCCUUGGUCACUCUAGGCUUUCGAAGGGGAUCAAACCUAACUCAAAUGUUUCCUGGCUCGAGAAGUUGCCCGAACCUGCUAGAAGAAGAUUCGACAAAUAUGGAAUAGAUUUAACAAAAGGUUAUCCAAUAGUUCCUAAGUAUGAAGAUAUCCCCAAAUUUGUAGACGAGGCACAUGCAAUCAGAAAUCAAGAAUAUCCUUACAUUGAAAGAGGGAAAAAUGCUGAUCCAGAAAAAAAGGCUCUUUUUGGGGCAGCUAAAGAAGUAAUCAACUUAACAAAACAUGUCGGAACAGAAAUUGUGGGGCUUCAACUAAGUGAGUUGACAGACAAGCAAAAAGAUGAAUUAGCCUUGCUUAUUGCAGAAAGAGUUGUCGUGUUCUUUCGUGAUCAAGAUUUGUCACCUCAAAAGCAACUUGAAAUUGGUAGGUAUUUCGGUCAAGUUGAGGUACAUGCUCAAGUUCCAAGAGUGCCUAAUGCUCUUGACGGAGAAAAUUUGAAUGGGAUUUCUGUAAUUUGGCAAGAUUAUGCAAGACAAAAUGGUUUAGACCUUACUUUCAAGAGAAGUAUUGGGGGUAACUCUCAAUGGCAUACAGAUUUGGUCCAUGAGUUCCAACCAGCUGGUAUAACCCAUUUACAUAACGACAGUGUCCCUUCUGUUGGUGGAGAUACACUUUGGUCUUCUGGAUAUGCUGCUUAUGAUAAGUUGUCUCCUGCUUUCCAGGAGUUUUUGGAUGGGAAGACAGCAAUUUACUGUUCCGCUCACCAAUAUUUGGAUCGUGAAAAUCCAUUGAAGGGACCAAAGAGAAUCGAAAGGGAGCACCCCCUUGUGAGGACCCAUCCAGUCACUGGUUGGAAAUCAUUAUUUGUUAACCGUUCAAUGACUGUCAGGAUCGUUGGACUCGAGCCGGAGGAGAGUAAAACAAUUUUGGAAUACCUCUACUCUGUUUACGAGAAGAAUUUAGAUAUUCAGGUUCGUUUCAACUGGAAGCCUACCAAAGAGGGUUAUGGUACCUCCGCAUUGUGGGACAACAGAAUUUCUCAGCAUAAUGCAGUUUGGGAUCACGAAGGUGGAGAACCCAGACAUGGUACGAGAGUUACUUCUUUGGCUGAAAUUCCUUACUUUGAUCCAAAUUCUAAGUCACAGAGAGAAGCAUUGGGUCUUUCCUUAGACUAG